AGACUCGUUUCAUCACGCGCGCGCCGGUGGAGCUCUUCACACAGACAGACCAACACAAACCGGACUUUCAAAGCGGAUACUCCAUCAAAAAAACUAGAAACCGGUCAUCUGCUGCGUGUUUGAAAACUUUACAGAUUUUUAUGAUACUUUUUUUUAAAAGCCAUGUAAUCUUAUUUUGUGCUUUGUAUGAUACCAUAUACAGUACAGUCAACGAGACGCUAUUUUUAAACGCCCUUUAAGAGCUCGCGUUGCGCGCUACUCGAACCAUUCAUACCCAACCUUGGGCAUUGCUUUCAUUAUUAAACUAUUAUAGAUGAGAGUUUAUUCAGCUGUGCAUGUCAGCCAACUGCUCAGUUAGUUAGGCUGUUAUUUCCCUGGACUGUGUCUACUGUGUGAUUUUUUUUGUCACUGUUAUUUUAUUAUAUAUAUGCGCUUUUUACGCGGUCAAUAGAAACAAAGACACAAUUCGUUUGUCACCGAAAAAACUCUUAGGCGAAAUUGCAUCGUUGUUCUCUACUUUUUGGAUCUAUUUUGAGAUCAUCCGUGUACAUGAUGUCUUUUCACAUUGGUAGGAGUUCGCAAACGCUGUUAGUUUUUGGGGUUUUGGUUCUGGUUCUUCCAGUUUUAUGUCAUGGGUUGCAGACUCCUGAGAAGUCCAAUAUUGACAGUGUUAUUAUGGAGCAUCUGGAUGGACUGAGACAAUAUGUGGAGUCCAUCGUCGGCACCCAUGCGGUUCAGAUGGGUGUUGAGAAUGCUGUAUUUUACCUUGACUCAGUGUUUGGUCCAGAGAACGUCUAUUCUGUGGCUACGUUUGUUGAAAUGUUGUUGAAGUUUGUGGCUGAAGGAGCUGCCAGUGGACUUAACGUUAUCGCUGUCUAUGUAUCUGAGAUUCUCCGAGCUACAGGAGUGAGUGAGGAGACAAUAUCAAUCCCUCAUUUCACGGCCGAGGUUGUGUACUCUGUGAUCAAAUGGGGUUUGCUGGCUCUGAUUGGCUACUGGAUCCUGACCGUGGUUCUUCGGGUCACCCUGGCACUUGUGAGACGGGUGUUUUGGCUGCUCAAAGCCAUCCUAAUCCUGUGGGUUUUUAUGAGGAUCGUCAAUGACCCCACUGCCUCCACCAGUAUCACUACACUGAGACUGACACUGCUGGUGCUCAUCUGUGCCGUGUUUGGAGUCGCCACGAGCAGAGCCGGUUGGAGUGUAGACGGUCUGGAGAAGCGAGUCACAAACCUGGAGGGACGACUCGAAGUGAUGGAAAAAACGAAAACAAAGAGCGACUAGGGAGGAAUGCAGAAGUGAUAGAGAAGGAAUACGGACUCGUGAGAAUAAAAGAAGAGCACCAAGUUUGUCUUAUUUUUUGUGAUGAGCUAUUUGAGCACAAAACCAAAUACGUUUGGAUGAAAUGCCCAUCAGACAAAUAAUGUAUGUGAUAGUCAAUGCAUGCACCCAGGGAUCAAUUCAGUCCUUUCAGCAGUAUAUUAAGCACACAGUCAGGGUUUGUAGAUACUGGAUUAGUCAUAAACAUUUUGUGUCAUAAAAAAAUGAAUAAACUGCUUUGCGUAUGGCAAUCCUG
This is a messenger RNA of Paramisgurnus dabryanus, 1573 nucleotides long. RefSeq names its product voltage-gated monoatomic cation channel TMEM109. The record is from RefSeq and is a predicted model, not a curated record. Gene Ontology annotation, biological process: cellular response to gamma radiation; intrinsic apoptotic signaling pathway in response to DNA damage by p53 class mediator. NCBI's taxonomy places the organism in Eukaryota, Metazoa, Chordata, Actinopteri, Cypriniformes, Cobitidae.